UCCACUCAGCCGCCUGCCUGCUCUGCAAACUUCUUGUAAAUUUAGUAACGAUGUGGCUUGAGUGCCCAACUUCUGAAAUUAACACCGCCGCCAAGGCGAAGCCGGAGUAGCUGAGACAGCCCCGCAGCGAGUCGGUGUGUUGCUCUCCGCCUUCCACCGAGCUUGACACUGCGGAGGGGGGAGGAGCAGCAGCAACACCCCAUCCUGCCCUCCCGAGCUCAGCUGUAGCUCACUAAUUCUCGCUCCCUCCCUCUCCUCCCCCGCCCUCCCCCAUGUACCACUCCAACAAGCGCGUGCCCCAUCCCCGCAGCGCCAGCCUUGCCAGUAAGGGAGCUCCUUGGGAACGUUCCGCUGCACCACCAAGAGGGGAGUGUUGCAAAGCGAAGAACCGCAGCGAACGCAGAGCCGCUCCAGGAGGGAUUAAUUAAAGCAGGAGGUGACUGGGGGACCAGGGCAGAAUGUGCGCGCCUCCCUCUUUUCCCGCCCUUGGCGCAGAGAGGGGGAGGAGGACUGGGACUAUGGAAGCACUAGCGGGGCAGUGCAGCCGGACACUCGUCCCCAUCUUCUCAGUCACCUUGUGGCUCCUUUACUCGGCUCCACAGGCUGGUGGAGAACAAAGCCAAGGAGCUGUUUUUCUGCGUGAGUUUACAUUGAUUCGGAGAGAGAGUCUCAAUGAAGAUUUUCUUUCGGAUUUGCUGAAUCAUAACCACAAAACUGAAGAUACGAGUUCUCGAACUGCUCGAUCUGAAGAGGACCGAGAUACCCUCUGGGAUGCCUGGGGUUCAUGGAGUGAAUGUUCUCGGACUUGUGGAGGAGGUGCCUCUUACUCCCUCAGACGCUGCCUGAGCAGCAAGAGCUGCGAGGGGCGGAAUAUCAGAUACAGAACAUGCAGCAAUGUGGACUGCCCUCCAGAAGCAGGCGAUUUUCGGGCCCAGCAAUGUUCUGCACACAAUGAUGUCAAGUAUCAGGGGCAGUUUUAUGAAUGGCUCCCUGUCUCUAACGAUCCUGACAACCCAUGCUCAUUGAAGUGCCAGGCCAAAGGGACAAGCCUUGUUGUGGAACUGGCACCUAAAGUCCUGGAUGGAACCCGAUGUUAUACUGAAUCACUAGAUAUGUGCAUCAGUGGCUUGUGCCAAAUUGUUGGCUGUGAUCACCAGCUGGGAAGCACUGUGAAGGAAGAUAACUGUGGGGUCUGCAAUGGAGAUGGGUCCACCUGCCGGCUUGUUCGAGGCCAAUAUAAAUCUCAGCUCUUGGCAAAUAAACCGGAUGACAUUGUGGUUGCUAUUCCCUAUGGAAGUCGGCACGUUCGCCUAGUGCUGAAAGGACCUGAUCACUUAUAUUUAGAAACCAAGACUCUGCAAGGUGUGAAAGGUGAAAACAGUCUUGGCUCCUCGGGCUCUUUUCUUGUCGACAAUUCUAGUGUUGACUUCCAGAAGCUUCCUGACAAGGAGAUACUGAGAAUGCCUGGCCCUCUCGCUGCAGACUUCACUGUUAAGAUCCGUUAUGCUGGUGCUGCUGACAGUACGGUUCAGUUUAUUUUCUAUCAGCCUAUUAUCCAUCGAUGGAGAGAAACUGAUUUUUUCCCUUGUUCUGCUUCCUGUGGUGGAGGUUAUCAGCUGACUUCUGCUGAGUGCUACGAUCUGAGAAGCAGUCGAGUGGUGGCUGAUCAAUAUUGCCACUACUACCCUGAAAACAUCAAGCCAAAGCCAAAACUUCAAGAGUGCAACCUGGACCCUUGUCCUGCAAGUGAUGGAUACAAGCAGAUCAUGCCCUAUGACCUCUACCAUCCUCUUCCUCGGUGGGAAAGCACUCCGUGGACUGCCUGUUCUUCCUCUUGUGGAGGAGGCAUUCAGAGCCGCACAGUCUCUUGUGUAGAAGAGGACAUCCAGGGGCUUAUAAGCUCUGUAGAGGAAUGGAAGUGCAUGUACACCCCAAAGAUGCCCAUUGUCCAGCCCUGCAACAUUUUUGAUUGUCCUAAGUGGUUGGCGCAAGAAUGGUCUCCGUGCACUGUGACAUGUGGCCAAGGCCUGAGGUACCGAGUGGUUCUGUGCAUUGAUCACAGAGGGAUGCAUACAGGCGGCUGCAGUCCUAAAACAAAGCCUCACAUCAAAGAAGAAUGCAUAGUUCCUACUCCUUGCUACAAGCCCAAAGAGAAACUUCCUGUUGAAGCUAAGCUACCAUGGUACAAGCAAGCCCAGGAGCUGGAAGAAGGAACUAUGGUGUCAGAAGAACCAACGUUUAUUCCUGAAGCCUGGUCUGCCUGCAGUGUGACCUGUGGGGUUGGCAUCCAAGUGCGUUUGGUGAAGUGCCAGGUGCUUCUGUCUUUUUCUCAGUCUGUGGCCGAUUUGCCCAUUGAUGAAUGUGAAGGGCCCAAGCCAGCAUCAGAACGAGCUUGUUAUGGUGGCCCUUGCAAUGGAGAGACUGGGGAAUAUAGCCCCGAAGAACCUGAUCUGUUCUAUGGAGUCUCGCAAGAUUUUGAUGAACUUUACGACUGGGAGUAUGAGGGCUUCACAGAGUGCUCCGAGUCUUGUGGAGGGGGUGUCCAAGAGGCAGUAGUGACUUGCCUGAAUAAACAGACCAGAGACUUUGCAGAUGAAAAUCUGUGUGUCAGCAUCAGACGUCCCCCACAGCUGCUGAAGGCUUGUAACCUGGAACCUUGCCCCCCAAGGUGGGAGAUGGGGAAGUGGAGUUCUUGCAGUCUUACCUGUGGUGUGGGCCUGCAAACCCGUGAUGUCUUCUGUUCUCACCUGCUCUCGAGAGAGACUAAUGAGACGGUGAUUUUGGCAGAAGAGCUGUGUCACAAACCCAAGCCCACGCUGGUACAAGCCUGCAAUCGUUUUGACUGCCCCCCUUCCUGGUACCUGGCAGAAUGGCAACAGUGUUCACAGACAUGUGGGGGAGGCAUGGAGAAGCGGGAGGUGCUCUGCAAGCAGCGCAUGGCCGACGGAAGCUUUCUGGAGCUUCCGGAAACAUUCUGUUCCAGUGUGAAGCCAGUCUCCCAACAAGCCUGCAAAAAUGAAGACUGUCGCCCUGAAUGGCUUCUCUCAGACUGGACACAGUGUUCUGUGAGUUGUGGUGAGGGAACCCAGACACGCAAUGCUAUUUGCAGGAAAAUGCUGAACACUGGACUUUCUGCCAUCAUCAACUCGUCCCUAUGCCCACCGUUGCCAUUCUCAUCUUUGGUAAGACCGUGUGCACUAGCAACCUGUGCAAGACACCAGAGACCAGCUCACAAGCAAGUCCCCCUUAUAAUGGCCCAAAAGAAAGUUUUUAUUCAAACAAGAAAGCAGAAAAAGCUGCAAUUCAUUGUUGGUGGGUAUGCCUACCUGCUCCCCAAAACCUCUGUUAUCCUUCGAUGUCCAGUGAGAAGGUUCCGGAAACCAAUGAUCACAUGGGAGAAAGACGGCAAACGACUCAUCAGCUCAGUUCAUGUUACUAUCGCUCUAUAUGGAUAUAUGAAAAUCCACCGAUUGAAGCCCUCAGAUACAGGGACAUACACUUGCACAGCAGGGCCAGCUCAGGAACAUUUUGUUAUUAAGUUGAUAGGAGGCCACAACAAACGUAUUGCCAGUAUGUCAGUUGGGAUGAAGGAAGAAGAAGCCACAAGGAAGGCCAGUUUGAAUGAUGCCUUGCAUGCCCAGGAGAAGCAUCUGAAUGGAAUUCUUUUCAAUGGAAGCAAGACUGAGAAAAGAGGACUUCUUACUGACCCUAGCAGCCAGUAUGACGACAUUGUCUCAAGACUUCUGGAGUACAGAGGCUGGCCUCGCGACAACACAGAGCCAUGGGAAGGUCAGGACUCUACAGAGAGAAACAUCUCCUCAGAGGAAGAGCAGGGCCAUGAGUACAGCCUUCCUUUCACCAUGGUUGCCAAUCAGGACCGCUUGGAUGACAUCCUAAGAAACGUGUCUCAGCAGCCUGAGGAGCUUAAGGAUGUUUAUAGCAAGCAGCUCGUUGCACAGCUGGCCCAUGAGAUUUUCAAGAGUCAUUUGGAACAUCAGGAAUCCCUUUUCAAAACCCAAGGAAGUAGGGUCAGUUCUGCUUCAGUGGAGUUCCCAUUCAGCAAGCAUUUUUCUGAAUUCACCAGCUCCUUGCGAACAUCUUCGGCGGAAGCACACUUGUCUACAUCUGUGGAACUCAUAAAUGGCUCACGUGGACCUCAUAAAAAGCCCGCCAUACUCAAGAAGAUCUCUGCAGCACAGCAGCUCUCAGCAUCUGAAGUUGUCACCCAUCUAGGACAUACAGUAGUUUUAGCCAGUGGGACCCUGAGUAUACUUCUUCACUGUGAGGCUGUUGGAAACCCAAAGCCUGCCAUUAGCUGGGCAAAGAAUGGAGAGGCUGUGCACUACAGUGACAGGAUACUUCUUCAGCCAGAUGAUUCUUUGCAGAUCCUGGAGCCAGUUGAAGCUGAUGUUGGCUUUUAUACCUGCAAUGCAACUAACGCAUUUGGAUCGGACUCUGUUUCCAUUGCUGUCACAUUAGCAGGGAAACCAUUAAUAAAGACAUCAAGAGCCACCCUGAUCAACAAGGACUUGCCUGACAUCACUGUUGAUAUUGGAAGCACAGUGAAAACAGUCCCAGGAACAAAUGUGACGAUUAGCUGCCAAGUUGCAGGUGUUCCAGAAGCAGAACUCACCUGGUUCAGGAAUAAAACCAAGCUGGGCCCUGGGCUUCACCUGCAUGACGGAUCGCUAGUGAUUGCAAGUGUCUCUCUAUCUGAUCAGGGGUUAUAUUCCUGCAGGGCAGCCAACAUCCGUGGUGAAAUGACUGAAAGCACACAGCUGCUGGUCCUGGACCCACCGCAACUCCCUCGUCAAUUGGAAGACAUGGCAGCAGCUUUAUCUAUCAUUGGGCCUGGUGUUCCUUCAGUGAUAGCAUCUCCUUCAGGAACAAGAAAGGUGCUGAGCCCCGGGAGUUCUUUGCUCAUCGGCUGCCCAGUGGAUGGUCACCCACUUCCUAACAUCACUUGGUUUUAUGCUGGUCAGCCCAUCAAUAUGCCUCAUCACACAUUGGCAGCUGGUCAGAUUCUUCAGAUACUGAACAUCAGCUACGAUUUUCAGGGAGAAAUCAGCUGCAUGGCUCAAAAUGAGGCAGGCUUGCUUGUACAAAAAACCUAUCUGAUAAUCCAAGAUUAUGGGUGGUCAGUGGGCAAGAUGUCACCCUGCUCAGCAUCUUGCGGUAACAAAGGAUUCCAACAUCACCAGCUGAGAUGCUUACUAGAUGGAGCCCAAGUCAACAUUUCACUCUGCAUCGAGAAGCCCAAGCCAGCUCUGCAGCCCAUUGCUUGUAAUAGAAGAGACUGCCCUUCAAGGUGGAUGGUGACAUCGUGGUCCCACUGUACACAAAGCUGUGGAGGAGGCAUCCAGACCAGGCGGGUGACAUGUCAGAAGCUGACGGCUUCAGGCAACUCUCUCCCCUUGUCAAACGACAGGUGUGCUCAAGUGGCCAAGCGUCCUGUAGAUACCCAGAGCUGUAAUCGACAGCUAUGUGUGGAGUGGGCAACUUCUGCCUGGAGCCAGUGUAAUGGACCAUGCAUUGGAUCACGAUUGGCAGUACAGCACAGGCAAGUUUUUUGCCAGAGCAGGGAUGGGAUAUCUCUGCCUUCGGACCAGUGCAGUUCCCUUCCAAGGCCUUUGAGCACACAGAACUGCUGGACGGACAAUUGCGGCGUUCACUGGAGAGUCAGUUUAUGGACUCUGUGUACAGCUACCUGCGGGAACUACGGCUUCCAGUCGAGACGAGUGGAGUGUGUGCGUGUGCGCACCAACAAGCCCGUGCAAGAGCACUUUUGCUCUUGGAGACCGAGGCCUGCCAACUGGCAGCGCUGCAACAUCACCCCCUGCGAAAAUAUUGAGUGCAGAGACACGACCAGGUACUGUGAGAAGGUGAAGCAGCUGAAGCUCUGCCAACUCACACAGUUCAAAUCACGCUGCUGUGGGACGUGUGGGAAAGCGUGAAGAAGGCAGCGGAAGAUAGGAUGAAUUGGAGACCCACUGGCCUUGCUCUGCUUUGAUAUGAGGAGGGCUCCUUGAGAAAUAAUUGGAUAAUUGGAAUAGAAUUGCCUCAUCUUCCAUUUUAUUUAUUUAUUUUUUCCUCUUUUUAAUCUUUUUAAGAAAACCUUUUUAACUGAGUUGUUUUUUAAAAGAACUUGACAAGGUUUCCCUUCUAAUGAGGUUGGGAGACAGAAAUGCAACAAGUCACAGUUCAUUAUGAGGGUGGGGACCAAGAGAGAGAGAGAAUGCACAUGCAAGCAUCGGGAAUGGAACUCCAUAGAAGAUUCCAGGAUAACCUGAUGGACAGAGAGAAGAUGUUGAAGCAAAUGGACCCUCUCAAUGCCAGCUACAUCAUCAGGGUGUGAAUCAGAGUGGGAUUUCAUAUUACAUACACGCAUACAAGGGGGAUUGCAACAAUAAGUAGCUCUCCGCCUGGAUUGACCUUGUAUUUGAUCUUGGAAUGCUUGCUAUCAUAAGGGAAUACAGACUACCAUUAAGAAAUGGUAACAUACCAUGGUAUGCAUGCCGCCACUUGGACAGCGGUUGUCUGUAGUGUUCUACCACUGAGUGAAAAGAAAUUUAUCACACAUUCUUGUUAAUCAGAGAGCUGGGCGCUUUCCAGACUAGCUGCUCAACAGCAGCAAAAUGCCACCAUUCAGGCAAGCCACAUUCAAAAGGUAAACAGCAUGGGGAGCAGUCUUGUGGAAACUAACCACCUGAAAAAACAGUAAUUUUCUUAUGUCGGAUAGGCGACGUCCUAGUUCUAUAUCACAGUGAUUAAAUUAGAAACAAGGCACUGGGAAUGUGAACGGCACCCUGCUGUCUGCAUAGGGACUGCAGUGUCACAACACAGGAAGUAUGGAAGCACACUUCCAAGAUACGACGUGACCCCAUUGGAGGGUCUAAUCUGGAAAGCGCCCUGGGGAAAGAGUAAAAUUCUCCUUACCACCUGGCAGAAUGCUGCAGAUGACUGGCUUCCCAAGUGUGGCCAGCAGUUAAGUUUCCACUUGAGAAGCAAUUGCUUUUUUUUCAUCCAUAAUGGUUUUUAAUAUGGCUUUGUUCCUCUGACACAACUUGGAGCUUCCUGUUGUUUGUCAUGCUCAGGAUGCAUAACUUGGUUAAGGAAGAGAGCUGGUCUUGUGGUGGCAAGCAUGACUUGUCCCCUUAGCUAAGCAGGGUCUACCCUGGUUGCAUAUGAAAGGGAGACUAAAAGGGUGAGCACUGUAAGAUAUUCCCCUUAGGAGAGGGGCCACUCUGGGAAGAGCAUCUAGGUUUCAAGUUCCCUCCCUGGCUUCUUCAAGAUAGGGCUGAGAGAGAUUCCUGCCUGCAACCAUUCCUGCCUUGGAGAAGCCGCUGCCAGUCUGUGAAGACAAUACUGAGCUAGAUAGACCAAUGGUCUGACUCAGUAUAUGGCAGCUUCCUAUGUCCCUAUGAUUGUCAAAACACUGCACCAGAACAAGAUCCGUUUUAAUCAUGUGACCUGAAUGGAUGUAUAGAACCAUUUGAAGAGCAGGUCCUUAUACCACAAUCCAAAAGCUAGUCCUGGAAGAAAAGGUGCACCCAGACCAGCACUCUGGGUCACCGUUCACAUGUCACAAUUCACUUUUAUCCUUCACAGUCCUGGUAUCCAUCUCUUCCUCCCAUGGCUGGAAGACAAAUAUGAAAUACUGAAUUUGUGCAGUGAUGUCAGUUUAAUCGAAAUGUCCUUGAUGCAUUUUGAACUUGACUUAAAAUAAGAAGAUACUGAUCCAGGGUCACAGGUUCCAGGAUAGACAACCAAGCUGGAAAGUACUAACAUUAAUGAUGAAAAAUGUGAAUUGCAUCUAGAAUGAAUGGGUGCAUAAGUGCAAUGAUGCCUGUUCUGUAUAAAGAUACAGAAUCAAAAAUGCUCAGGCACAGCUCCAUGGUCUACUGGCACUACAGGAAUAGAUGCUGAUGAACCUGUUUAAAUGGCUGCAUGGAAUCACACCCCCAGACCUAAUAGCUGGGGCGGGGGAGGGUUAGCACACCCAUACCUAAUAGAAUGCCUCCCCACAAGGCAAUUCACACAUGUGCUAAAAAACACUUAACAUCUUGGUGCACCAUGAGUCACACCACCCUCAGUGAAACGUACAUCUAAAUAAUGUGGUUAGGAUCAUUGGGCCACAUUCUGCACAGUGCAAUGUGCUAUUGUACAUCUGCAAGAGUUGCACAACGCCAGAGUAAUCCUGCACAAUUCUUAUGGUUGCACAAGCAGACAGAUCCUUAAUUACAGUCAUCAACCAGAUAAGAAAGCAUCAUACAGUUUGUGGCAGACAAUAAGACCCUGUUGCGUAUUUUGCAAGCUAUAAAGCAAAAUUUAGCCAGGUUUAUAGAAAUAUGUGGCACAUGCAUGUGUGCCCACACCAUUGCACAAGUGCAUGCUCCCAACAUCACAAGAUGCACAUUGCAUUGCGCAGCAUAGCAUGGAACAUUGUGCAGCCAAUGUACUAAGCAGGCUGCAAUCCACAGCAAGUUAUAAUGGACUCCUAGGACUGAAGUUGAUUUCCAGACUUUUCCAUCUGAAGUGGAAAUUCCUUGUGGCUGGGGAUGUGCAUUUCGUUUCGGAUACAAAACGUUUUGUGCACAAAACAGGCCAUUUCAGCUGUUUUGUAGCCAAAGCAAAACACCCAGUGCUCAAAACAGAAAAUUUUGUAGCCAAAACAAAACAUCCCUGUUUCGGAUACAAAACAUUUUGUUGUUUCAGCUGUUUUGGAACUCCAUUUUGCAAUCGCAAAAAGUCUUUCUCCUUCACUCUCCAUUUUGAGUUUUGACAUCUGUUUGAAUUUCCAGCCCUUCCAGCCUACAGAUUGGCCAGCGAAAGCAUGGGCGGAUCUCCUGGCAAUUGCCUCCUUAUUCCUUUUAAGCAAAUUUAAGGGUAAAUUUUACCCUCAUUGGCUAGUGGGGCAGUGUGCAUUUACCCUCAUUGGCCAGUGGGGCAGUGUGCAUUUCAUUGUUGUUGUUUCACACUGUUGUGUGUAGAUCAAUUGCAUUUCAGGUGGGGGGAUGUGGAUGUGCAUGACCUUAGGAAAUCUGCCUGAUUUUUUCCAAAGCUCUGCUGUUGUUAAUGUGUGAUGUUGAUGUUACUUGGGGUGGAUUCGGGGCAGAAAGGGGGCCUGAGGGGAAAAACAGUAGUUUGGGUGGCAGUGCCCCAAGGGGAGCCUGCCACAACCCAGAUUCCAAAGGAAUAGGGCAAAGGGCUGAUUUCUUAGGAAUUGUUGAAGUUCACGCUUCUUUAAGGUUUUUCCCCCCUAGGGAAUAAUGGAGGUUUCAGCAGACCCAUAACUCCACCUGGGGGGCACUGGGGUGGCCGGGAGCGAGUGGUGGUGUAGUGCUCAUAGGUUGCUAACCCAUGAGAUGCUGGGUUCUGUUAUUUCUGAGGUGUUCUGAGUGUAGAUUCUCUGGUAGCAUAUGAGAUUUUCAAUGACAAACCAUGAAUCCACUCUCAUAUGCUACCAGAGAAUCUGAAUCUACACUCAAAACAUCUCAAACAACAGAACCCAGUACCCCAUGGGUUAGCAACCCAUGGGGGUGGUUGGCACCCUAUGUGCUCUACACCACCACUCGCUUUGGGCCACCCUGGUGCCCCCCAAGUGCAGUUAUGGGGCAGGAAUUUUGGAGGUCCAUCAUUCCCUAUGGGGAAGAACUUUACAGAUGCGCAAACUCCAUUACAUCUUUAAAAAUCAGCCCUCUGCCCAAUUCCUUUGAAAUAAUUCUGGCAGCUUCCUUGCCCCCACUGGGCACUACCACCCAACCUACUCUGCUCUGGGCCACCCCUUUCCCCCCAACAUGAAGCUAUACUUUUGCUGAAACCUCCAUUCUUCCCUAUGGGAAAAAUCCUAUACUUCACCAAAAAUCUGCCCUUUGCCAAAUUCCUCUGAAAUGUGGGUGGUAGUUUCCACCCAUUGGACACUACCACCCCCACCCACUAGUUUUUCCCCGGGGCCAUUUUUUUAAAUCCAAAACGUCUCGGAUUUGGAUUUUGCAAUUUUGAACAAAGAACAAAAUUGGGGUGUUUCGGAUUUGGGCCAAAAAAAGAACAGAAAAAAAAACCCCACAGCCCUACUUGUGGCAGCAAUCUAGAUCAAGACUACUCUUGUGAAUGGCUCAAUAGGUGUUCUGCAGAUUUGCUUGUUGAAGUUUGACAAACCUGGCUUGUCUCAUGUGAGUUGCAAUCUGCAUUUGCAGGCCAUACACAGAGGUGGAGAAGGAAGCCCACUCUGUAUGGGGCAGCUGCUGUGACUGCACAGUGGCCUAUUGCUGCCUGCAGAGCUGACUCCCAAUAGCAGAGCAAGAGCCCAAGUUCUCUCUUGUACCAGUGCUGGGACACUGAACACAGCACUUCAGAGCAUGGGAUUGGUUCAGUGCAGAAUAAUUUUAAGUAUCCACUGGUUUUAUGUAGUUUGGCCUUAGUGAGUCUGGGUUCUGAGCAUCUUCAAGUCAAUAGGAAUUAAUGAAGCCGGGAAUGAAGCCCUCAAGGAGGUAAAAGGCCUGAGCUACAGCGUUUGGAUCUGAACGUGACCAGCAUGUGUGUGGCGGGGUGGUCUCCAGUUCCGAGAUUUGGGUUCCUCACCAGUGCUGUAAGAGGAGAUGGCUUGGCCUCUGAUGUCUCACACACACACUCACACACAAUGUGUGUCACUUGUAUCAUUGAUGGGUUGCAGCUUUAAUCACCGGUGUAUUUUAAAGCAAGCCUGGAUGUCCUCUGUUGAGGUCACCAUCAGGUCCGUCAGAUGGAAUUGACUCCAGUUUGGGGUCAUUCCAAAAUGUGUCUGGCAGGGAAUAUGCUCUCUCUCUCUCUUCAGAAGGGUCUCUGAGCUAUUAUGUUGCUAUGAAUCAAUGCAACGUUUAUUUAAGAAAAAAGAAUGCCUUUCUAUGUAUGUAAAUGUAUCUUUUGUGUAUAUUUAUUAGAAUUUCUUGUAUAAAAAGUGCAAUAUGAAUAAUUGUACAUUAUGUUGUCCAGAGGAAACUAUUGGGAGAGAGCUUUUCUGUGAUCUCCCUGAGGGUGUUUUUUGUAAUAUCAGUGAUAAUGUAUCCCACCCACUACCCAUCCCUGGCGCGCAUUUUUAACAGCACUUGUGUUUAACCUUCGAUGUAUACAGAGCAAAUUGCAAUGUCUUAGAGGAGUAAAGGGGGGAUGCUUCUAAACUGCCAAACAUGUAGUUACUCAUGGAGCAAAAAGUGGAUUCCUUAAUGUUGGCUGUUUCAGACAUUCAGCAGAGUAUUUGCCUUUAAUAGCUGAACUCCUCUGGAUGAUCACCUCUGAUCUUCACUAACUCAUCACAGUGUUCAAGUGAGCUUCUCUUCUAAAGUCCCUGGCUGAACGAUCUCUGUGUGCAUCACAUGCAAACUGGCUUCCCUAUUCAUUACAGUACAGAGGGAAGCUCCAUGCAUGCAUCCCUUUGUUGUUCCUCUCCAUUGAUGUGAAUGCGGAAAGCCCUUGCAGGCUGGGGAGCUCCAGAUGGAGAGCAGAUUCCUGACCCACAAGGAAUUUCUGGAGUGGAGCAAAGAGAUGCUGUCCACUUCCCACUGCUGAAGUCAACCAGGACCAUUCAUGGUGCCAGGUUGCACUCAAGGGCAAAGUGGCUAGGCCCCUUUGCACACCGUGGCCACCAUCUUCAGCAUAGAGCACUUGCAGAAGUCCCAUGGAGACUCACAUGUUUGUAACUGUGCAAAGGCUUGCAGCCUAUGAAUGUAAUUUUCAAAUGUCUUCUGAUGAAAUGUGACUUGAUAGCAUCAUUGUAAGUUUAUUUGGGUUGACAAAUAUUACAGGAGGCGGCUUUCCUCCCCUUUAAAAAACACACACAAAAACUUGUUUAUAUAAUUUUUAGUACAAAUAAUGCAUCUUAUUUAUUUA
This is a messenger RNA of Hemicordylus capensis (graceful crag lizard), 11865 nucleotides long. RefSeq names its product ADAMTS like 1 (gene ADAMTSL1). Gene Ontology annotation, cellular component: extracellular matrix. Bases 459 to 5954 code for a protein of 1831 amino acids. Gene Ontology annotation, molecular function: metalloendopeptidase activity. The transcript has 30 exons. The record is from RefSeq and is a predicted model, not a curated record. Gene Ontology annotation, biological process: extracellular matrix organization. NCBI's taxonomy places the organism in Eukaryota, Metazoa, Chordata, Lepidosauria, Squamata, Cordylidae.